This is a messenger RNA of Anopheles stephensi (Asian malaria mosquito), 5369 nucleotides long. RefSeq names its product protein brunelleschi (gene brun). The record is from RefSeq and is a predicted model, not a curated record. NCBI's taxonomy places the organism in Eukaryota, Metazoa, Arthropoda, Insecta, Diptera, Culicidae. Bases 584 to 4669 code for a protein of 1361 amino acids. The transcript has 5 exons. Gene Ontology annotation, cellular component: trans-Golgi network.
UUCUAGCUUUAAUUUCAUAGCUUAAAUCAAAUUGUUACACUAGAAAAGAAUUUAAAAUGGAAUAGAAUUUUGAAUGCACGUCCCUUCCCAAUGUCGAUUAUGUCGACUCAGCUGUCGACUGUCAACGUCAGCUGUCAACAGUGGUUGGUGUUAACGUUAUCAAAACAUCUCGCAAACUUUCCAACUUCUCCGAUUAAAUUAAUUGGAUGCGUGCAUAAUUAUAGGUGAAAUCUGUGCUGGCAAUCGAAAACGAUGGACUUCCGCUUUGGCUCGGCCAAGCGGUCCAUGUGAGCGAAGCGCGACCAUGGCACGCACAGCACCGAAGCGAUUGCGUCCUGGGCGGCUGUAGUGUAGUUAUCGGUGGAAAGAUGAUGUGUCCCAAAUGCUAGGAAGGGAAAUCGCAAGUGCAUCCCAUCUACUGUGGCAUCCAGCAGCGGUUGGUAUUGCUGGGGGGUGUAUUGCUGUUUCUUUUUUUUUGGUUUUUGGCAACGAAACGGUGUAAAUAGCGAGCAGCGACAAACACACACACACACACACAAAAAACGAACGCCAAACAAAAGUAGAACGAGUAAAUGAGGAUUAAAUGAGAUCCUCCGUAAGUUACAUGUUAUCGCAAGGACCUGGAGAUCCGAUUAUGGCGCAUCCAGAUUAUGAGCAGCACCAUUACCACCAUGGUUGUUUGUUAAUCCUGGUGCGAGGAAUCGGUUCCUCGAAGCCACGGUCUUUGCAGCGCGUCUUCGAACGAGUGCAGCGGGUGAACAACGUAAAAAUACCUGCCGAUUCGACAGGCACGCCGAGAGAUAUCUGGGUGCGGUACAUACGCGACCAUCCGGUCGAGAACAAUGAUUGGGGCGACUUUCAAACCCAUCGCCGGCUGCUGGGGCUCAUCACGGUGGGGAAAUUCGAGGCCCAGAGCGAACUGAACGAGCUGUGUCGGGUGCACGAGUCCUUGAAGGUGAAGUACACGCACACACUGUUCGACUCGCGCUGCCUACUGUUCGGCCCGAGUACGGACGAGCUGCAGAAGCUGAACGGGGCGGCGGCGGGCACGGCAAUCCCGCCGGACGGUGGUAGCAAAGCGACGCUCGAGAAAUGCUUCCAAACGCCGUCCAACUUCAAGAGCCGCGCGUUCUUCUACCCCGAGAACGAUCCGUGCAGCAACUUGGAAACGAAGAUUUCGGAGUUCAUUACCUCCAUCUACUAUAUACUGGAGCUGAAGCGGAUGGAGAAGACGCGCGAGAAGCUCGAGAAGGCACCGCUGCUGUUGGCACCGUUCGAGAAGAAAGAUUUCGUCGGGCUGGACCUGGAGAGUAGAAACAACAAGAAGCGCUGCAUCGGGCGCAUGACGAAGCAUCUCGGCGACCUGACGCUGCAGGCGGGCCUGGUCGCCGAAUCGCUCAACUUCUUUCACGCGGCGAGCGAAACUCUACGUGCCAUAAGUGACUCGCUGUGGUUGGGCGCGGCCAACGAAGGGCUCUGCGCGGCCUCCGCUAUACUGCUCUACCCGAACUUCCGCUACACCAUGUCUAUACAAAGAAACUCUAGUCUGCAGGAGAACUCUUCCUCUCCCCAGAAGUUUAAUCUUGCCCGCAACCAGCUGUACACCGGCAGCUACAACGGUGCCGACAGUUCGACGCUCAAGCACAAAAAGUCGGACAUGGUCAUCAACCUGAGCGCGUCCGAUACGGCGACGAUUCUCGGCGCGGACAAAACGUCCGCCUCGUCCAACUCUUCGGCAUCGUCGAUUAGCUCGAGCUUGUCGUCCGGGUCGGGCGGUAGUGGAACGGCCAGCGGAAGCUCGUCGUCCGACUCAGGGACGCUGGUGAAUAGGGCGGGUUCCGGGGUGGCAGCCAAAUUUCCCAGCAACAUAUUGCAACCGGAUGAAAUAACGGUACGGUACCGGGACGCCAUCAUCAACUACAGCAAGUACCGGAACGCCGGUAUAAUCGAAACGGAGGCGGCCCUGAAAGCGGCACGGAUUUGUAUCGAGCAGGGAAAGAAUCUGGAUGUGGCCAUGUUUCUGCAGAACGUGCUGUACAUCAAUCUGAACAUGACCGAGCAGCAGCGGGUGCGGCGGUUCGAGGUGCUGACCGAUCUGUACCAAAAGAUAGGCUACAAUCGUAAGGCGGCGUUCUGUCAGCGGCUAGCCGCCUGGCGACACGUCGCCCAAAGCAACAGCAAUCCCGACUGGGGCCAAAGCUAUCGGUUGAUGUUGGAAAGCUUUUCCGGCCACAAGCUAUCGCUCGAACCGAACGAGGUGCUGGAGAACAACAUGGGCUGGCCGGUGCUGCAGAUCGAUCUGCUGCAGCAGCUCGUCGGUACGGCUCGACGGCUGGGACAAUCGGCACUGGCAACGCGGCACAUGACCUUUCUGCUGCAAACCAUGUGGAAGCAUUUGACGGCACAGGAGCAGCGCGAAAUGGCACUGCAGCUACAGAAUCUGAGCGCUCAGUGUGAAGGAGCGCCCGUACCGUUGGUGCUGGAGAACGGCAUCGUCAUACCGCCGGCCAACCUAACCGAUCUGCCUCAUUGCUCUCAGCUGCUGGUGAAGGAUCUGGCACCGCACCUAAAACCGGUCAAGAUCGUCGUUAACAAGGUGGACAGUGGGCCGUUUCUUUUCACCCCGAUCCAUUUCAGUUCGCUCGAUCGGCGUGGCAUCGAGAAGGAUGAUAGUAAAAUCACGUUCAACUGGGUACAGCACGACGUUUGUGAGGUGAGCGUGAGCCUCAUGAAUCCGCUGCCGUUCGAGCUGCAGGUGACGGACAUGCGGCUCCUUACGACGGGCGUCGUGUUCGAGGCGUUCCCGCAAACCGUCACCCUGCAGCCUAACGUUUCGACGAACGUUUCCCUGCACGGCACAUCGAUCGAGUGCGGUGAGCUUGAAAUCCAAGGCUACAGCACGCACACGCUGGGCGUGAAGUCGAACUGCCGGCUAAAGCACAUGCUACAUCGAAGGGAGCGCCAUUUGCCACCGUGCUACAAGGUGAAGGUAAUACCGGCGCUGCCGAAGCUCGAGACGAAGACGAGCCUCCCACAGACGGCAACGUUUAGCGGCAUGCCAAAUGCGGACUUUGUCACAACGUCGGCCAGCAUCACGCUGUACAACGGGGAACGGGGCGAAUGUACGAUCACGCUCACGAACACCAGCAACAUCCCGAUCGAGUAUGUGGACGCUACGUUCCACUCGACGCUGGAAGCCUCCCUUCAGAGCCGCAUAUUUCAACUCGCGACGGACGAGCUGCACCGGAAGCUACCCAUCCAACCGAACGCGAGCAUCGAUUUCAAGCUGGUAAUCUUCGGAGAGGCCGACUUUCUCGGCGCGCUGACGGCCGGCCCGGGACAGACAGCGGGCUACUCGCUGCCGCACAAUCCGGACGGGAUGAACAGUGCCGGUCCGCAAAGUUUAACCGUUUCGCAUGGGGGUGGUGGCGGACCGCUGGGUGGUGGGAUGCUGUCGGCCGGUGGUGGAAGUGGUAACCCGAGCAUACCGAGCCGCAUCAGCUCGCCAACGAACACGCAUCGAAGGAAUGAGUUGCUGACGUCCAGCUUUCGCUCCUCGCACUCGGGCCAUUCGUCGCUGGCGACGCUGAGCGUUGGCAUCUCGACCGGGCAUGUGCCGCGGCAGCUGGAUGCGCAGCUGCGGUUCAAGUACUCGGGCGGGGAAGGAUUGCAGGAAGGCUUCUGUCGACAGUGCGCCAUCUCGUUCAAUGUUGAGCUGCUGCCAAGCGCACAAAUCACCAACUGGGACGUUUUGUCGGCGGAGAUACCGUCCCAGUUCUAUCUGGUGCUGGACGUGGUGAACCUAACCGCGCAGGAAAUGUCACUCAACUAUACCUCCAACAAAACAAUACUCAUCGAGGCUAAGGAAAGCUGCCGCGUGCCGGUCCCGGUGCAGCGAUGUCCGCUGGAACGCAUAUUUGCCGCCGUAGCCGAACACCAGCAGCAACAUCACAAUCAUCUGCACCAUCAUCAUUCGAUCGGUAGCGGCUCGGCGGAUCAUCACAAUAUGCCUAGCAUACUGAGCGGUGGGGCCGGUACGAGCACGAGCGACAGUUCCGAUCUGACCGAACGGGUGUGCUCGGAGCACAUUUCGGAAAAUGUGAAUCUUAAAUGGUCGCUGCCGGGCAUCGACUGCCACGGGACGGCUUCGCUGCGCGGUAUUACGCUCUCCCCGGCGAUGCUCGAUCUGGUGACCGUUCCUCCGCUCGAGUGGGAGGUCAAGGUGGACGAUCAGGUGGUAGCGCCACAGUCGGAGGUAACGUGCGUUACUGGGCAGUUCCUAAGCUUUAGCAUCAGCAUCUGCAAUCUGUCGGCGUCGGUGCUGCAUCAGGUGCAACUGUCGGUGCAAUUUUAUCAAGACUAUCAGAACGGUGUGCAAAACUAUCGUCUCGAGACGCGCGUCACAAUGUCCGGCCCGAAUCACAUACUCAUUCCAUCGCUAAACAAAGACGAGAAAGCGUUUCACAAGUGCUCGGUGCUGUUCUUCACACCCGGACGCUUCAAGGCGGACAUCCAGUGCCGUUCGCUUAGCUCAACACUGCAAACAGCACCACAGCAGCGAGCGGACGAAUCAACCGGUGGAUUGCUGGCGACACCGGGCCCGGACAGCGCAUCACACGUGUGGCGGUUUAUUCCACCAAUCGAAAUCACCGUCCUGGAUCAGCAGUAGCAGAGUGAGCGAUCGAGGAUCGACGUAUGAGAACAAUAAUUUGGAAACCAAACACAGGAUAUACGCGUGCAUAUUACUCGCGCUACUGUUUCGGAUAGGCAUUGCGAUUGCCUAUUAACUGUUGUUGGCGAUGAACGGCUUAAUGAAGUACUACAUUCUGUACCUUUCUGAACACACGCGUGCAGCGGGAGGCUUAUUGUAGUUUGUUGUUGCGCGAGGGAAACUGUAGGGCAAUAUUACAUAUACUAACAACACACACUCUUGGUAUUAUAAAUGCUACGAAGGAAGGGAUGCGACUCACUCGAACGCGGGCAGGGUUUAGUCUCUCGGGAGGUAUUUGUUCGUACAUUGUGCAGAAUUUAAAUUAACUGGAAGCAAUAUUGAGUAGGAAAUUAGCUCUCGAAACAAAGCAUUAUUCGCGCUCCAAGCUAUACGCGAGCCCGCUUGGGACUAUGGAAAACCGGAGGUUGGGAUGAUAUUACACCAGGACGGGAGGACGAAGCGAUGCGAAAAACGGGAAUGACACGUAUAAAACACACACACACGCGAAUUAGUUACACUCGUUGAAAGAGGGAUGGUAUGGUCGGUUUGAUUUACUUUAUUAUACUUAUGUGUUUUUUUUUUUUGUUUGUCUUUAUUGCUCGAGGAAAAUGUGAAUGUUAUUUAUGAAAAUAUAAUAAAUGCCAGUAAAGAAACAUGA